AUGAGCGCCAGUGAGCAUUCGCCCACGAAGUGGCGCAAACAGCGUAUCUUGCUCGCCUGGCUGGGGCUUGCGGUCUUGGCCCUGUCCGGGAAGCUUCCUGCAUUUCAAUAUGGCGGCAAUCAGCCGCCAAGCCGACCAAGCCGAGCAAGCCGCAGAUGGAUGCUGCACGCUGCUGCAGUGCCGAUCCUGGUGCCCUUGCAAAGCAACGCCGAUGUGAUCCGCCUGGUCCGGGAACCCCUUCCAAAGGCCUUCAGUGAAUCUGCCAUCGCUGCUGCUAAAGCCCUCAAGGAGGCACUUGAGGCUGAAGAGGCAGUCGGAGACUCCUUCAUCGGUCCGGAGCAGGAGGCAAAGCUGGCAGGAAUGGAACAAACUGCCGGGAAGCUUGUGCAACGCUAUGGUGAGAGAUAUAUCUCGGAGGACUCCCUCUCCCCGAAUGAUCCUCUCAGAAAGAACCAGGUCCAUUUUGAGAUGGAGGAGAUUCUCAACAGCUUCGAGGCCGCCGUGAAGACCGACAAAUUACCCAAGUACCGGAAGGAAUUGAUUGAGCGACUGCAGAACGUCUUGGACUUAGCGGAGAAGCAGCCGUGGUCCAGGGAUUCUGCUGGCAAGGCUGGAAAGAAGAAACACUAUCGGCCAGGGGUCUUCAGCCUCAUACUGGUGCACCUCGGCCAUCAUGGCUUCAAGGAGUCGAGGCAGAAGACAAGAAGGCAGAGGAUCCUCCACCAGGGCGCGAUGCUCCAGGACGAGGACGACUUAUUGGUCCUGUUGUCCUUCACUCCGCCCUCGCAGAAGGAGGAGCUCCUCCAGCAGCCCAACGACCCCGACUUGCUUGGCAGCCACGGCUUCUGUGCUCUGCACGCCUCAGCCCAUGGCGGCCAGGUGCACGCCACCAAUCUCCUGCUGGAGGCGCGGGCGGCGGUGGAUCAAACGGGCCCAGAUCAGACGACACCGCUCUUCAUGGCAGCGCAGAAUGGCUUCUCAGAGGUCGCGAGGUCCUUGCUGAAAGCGGGCGCCGACCGAAACCGCGACUGCACUGACGUCGGCGCCACGCCCAUGUUCAUCGCAGCCGGGCGUGGGAAGCUCGAGGUGGUGCGGGUUUUGCUGGAACAUCGGGCCGAGCCGGACAAGGCCCAGCUGGACAAUAAGGCAACGCCGCUCCUGAUGGCUGCAUCCAAAGGCCAUGUGGAAGUCGUCCGGCUGCUGCUCGAGGCGAGAGCCAACCAUGAUUCGGACCUCACAGCGGGUGGGGUGACGCCGCUGCUCAUGUCCUGCGUGCGGGGUCACGUCGAGGUCCUCCGCGCACUGCUGGAACACCGCAGUGAUGUGAACAAGCCAUGCACCGAUGAUGGGACGACUCCACUGAACAUGGCGGCGGGCCGUGGUCACGCUGAAGCGGCCCGCGUUCUUCUGGAGUUUGGUGCUACAAUCAACCAGGCUUGCACAGAUGACGGUGCCACGCCCCUGUUCCGGGCCUGCGAGCGCGGGCACCUCGCCGUCGUCCGCCUCUUGCUCGAGGGUCGAGCUGAUGCGAAUGUCGCUCUCAGCACCACAGGAGCCAGCCCGCUGUGUGCGGCUGCGUCACUUGGCCGUGUGGAGGUUGCCCGGCUGUUGCUGAUGGCCGGUGCUGACCAGGACCAGGCCAAAUUGGAUGGCACCAGGCCGGCUCAAGCAGCAACGGAGGCUUCUCACACAGAGGUCGUGUUGCUGCUUGCAGCGUUUCGCGCGGGCUGCCGGCAAGAUGAGACCUGA
Symbiodinium natans is the source of this 1749-nucleotide messenger RNA. The record is from the annotation of a GenBank genome assembly. NCBI's taxonomy places the organism in Eukaryota, Dinophyceae, Suessiales, Symbiodiniaceae.